UGCGAAUAUAGCUUCAACUCCAGCCCAUUUGCUUUCUCUCCUCUCUCACCCACGGUUCCUCAUCAUGGAUACCACUUACUGAGGCUUCAAUUCCUCUAUGGCACCUUGAGAGCACGAUCGCGCAGCACGACUCGGCCCUCGAUUACCUUACCGAGCGCAUCUCAGGCCUCGAGUUUCCGAGUAUCGAUAGCAAUCAUGAAGGCCUCUAACAUCUUCUCCUUCCUUCCUUUACCCGUGACAAUCAUUGUCACCGUGGUAUACCUAGCUAUUUUCAUUCCUCUCCUCAUAAUCCACGAGACGGUGCCGGCGGCCCCCAGGAAUCCCACUCCCUACCACGGUCUCAAUCUCACGGAAGCGUGGCUCGACCUUGCGGAGCUGAGCAACGGAUACCAUCCGUUUAAUAGCCGAAGGAACGAUGAAGUGAGGGAUUGGCUGCUACGACGGAUUGACGGGAUAUUGAAGGCCAAUGGAGUGAAAUAUACAGCGGAGGGAAGCUUGCCCUCUUAUGGGGAUGAUAAGGCUGUCGAAGAAGCGCUCGAGGCUUCUGCAGAUCAGGAAACCCCAUCGUGGAUACCAGCGCAUGACACCGAUCUAGAAUCUGCCUCCGAGUCGAUUCAUGGUGAACUUCGGUCUAGAGCUGCAUCUCCCGCAGUUACGGUCUUCAAUGACCUCGUGGCUAAUUACACAACCAACGCUCUGAUUUCUAUAGGCCAGGGUGGCAGACGCUUAGGGAUCAGCACUUACUUUGAGGGAAACAACAUCAUUGUCUACAUUCGUGGAACUGAGGAUGAGGAGGGCGAAUGGUGGCACCCAACAGCCUCAGCCGCGGAAACUCAUGGCAAGGGUGGGGUCAUGGUCAACGCACAUUUCGACAGCGUAUCGACUGGAUUUGGGGCUACGGAUGAUGGGAUGGGCGUCAUCACUGCAUUGCAGUUGAUCAAAUAUUUUACGACAUCAGGAAAUACCCCCAAGAAGGGUGUUGUAGUGCUGUUGAAUAACGGAGAGGAGGAUGGCCUAUACGGAGCUAAGGCGUUUCUCUCCCAUCCAAUGGCAUCUUUUGUCCAUUCAUUUUUGAACCUCGAGGGUGCGGGAGCAGGCGGUAGAGCCACGCUCUUCAGGAGUACGGACACGGAAGUUACUCGGGCGUACGCGAAGGCGAAGCACCCCUUCGGUACGGUUAUCAGUGCCGAUGGUUUCGAGUCAGGAGUUGUACGCAGUCAGACGGACUACAUUGUCUUCCGCGCCAAAGGAUACCGUGGACUCGAUGUUGCUUUCUGGGAGCCGAGAGCCAGAUACCACACCGACCAGGACGAUGCAAGACAUGCUUCAUUGGAUUCUCUAUGGCACAUGCUGUCUGCGUCGGUGGAAACGAUGAAAUACCUGAGCUCGGAUACUAGCAAGGAAUUCGAUGGACCACGUCGUGAUAACGCUACCGAGAAAGUGAAGAACGGCCACGGUACUGACGGAGUAUGGUUCGACCUCUUCGGGAGAGCGUUUGCGGUUUUCCGCCUCAGAACUCUCUUCGCGUGGUCGGUCACUAUCCUCGUGGUCUCGCCUUUAGUUCUGAUGCUCGUCACAUUUAUCCUUAUCCGGAAGAAGAAGUAUUAUUUCUUCUCUAGGACAGUCAAACCUGAGGGCAGCGAAGAAGAGCCGGUCCCUCUCGGUGGUUGGCGAGGAGCCUUCAGAUUCCCGAUAGUGCUGAUUGUUUCUGCCGCGCUCACGGUGGGAGCGGCAUUUCUGAUCAGGAAAUUUAAUCCAUUGAUCGUCUACUCUUCGCAAUACGCCGUAUGGGCUAUGUCGAUAAGUCUAUUUUUCUCAGCAUUCUGGUUCAUGAUGGCUGGUUGCAACUAUAUCAGACCUUCAGCGCUUCACCGGGGCUAUGCCCUUAUGUGGAUGUUCAUACUCGGUUGGGCAGCUCUCGUUGCUGCUACGGUGUAUGAAGAUCAAUUCAAAAUGAGCGGCGGCUAUUUGAUUGUCUUCUACGAGGCUGCUAUAUUCCUGGCUACUCUUAUCAGUCUCUGUGAACUGUUUGCGCUGCCGACGAAGGAUUCGAUCGCUGAGGCAUCUCACGACGAGUACCAAGUAAGACAAGGCCUUCAGGCAGUGCCUAACUCUGAUGCUCUCAUUGCUCCAGCAGAUGAGAACGAAGACGAGAAUGUCGAUACCACUGAAACUACUCCGCUGGUUGGUGGGCAGAAUGGCCACGGCCGUACAUUUGGCACCACCUUUGCAAGCCGCUAUCGUCAAAGAAUCGCCGAAACAGGCGGAGAGGCCGAUGAGAUUUUUCCAGAUGAGCAUCAUGCUUUUGGCAAUGAGCAGAAAUGGUCCGCAAGACUUCCCACCUGGACAUGGCUUCUCCAAUUCCUCCUCAUGGGGCCCUUCAUCCUCAUCAUCCUUGCACAAGUUGGGCUCGUCAUUGUCACUGCAGUCGACCAAACUGGGACCGACGGAAGCCCCCUCCUACUCCCGUACCUUGCUAUAGCACUCUUCUCCAUCCUUCUGAUCCUUCCCAUAGCGCCAUUCAUGCACCGGAUAACACACCACAUCCCUACCUUCCUCUUCCUUGUCUUCAUCGGAACCCUGAUUUACAACCUGGUAGCAUUCCCAUUUUCAGCGAAUAACCGCUACAAAGCCUACUUCCAGCAGACAGUUGACCUAGACACGGGGAACAACACAGUAACGCUCUCUGGACUAGAGGAAUAUAUCCGCGACAUAAUCUCCUACAUCCCAUCCGCAGCCGGGCAAUCCAUCUCCUGCACCGCCAGACCCGAAAUCCGCGACGGCCUCUCAUUCUGUUCCUACGAGGGGAUCGCUCCAAAGGUAGUGGACAAUGUAGCAGAAGGCGUACCCCCAGAGAAGGGAUACAAAGACUGGCUCUCCUUCAACGUAACGCGAGCCGACGGCGAGAACAAGGCGCGCUUCCACGUUUCGGGCCGAGACACCAAAGCCUGUAUCAUCCGCUGGGACGAGCCCUUCACGGCAUUCCACGUGCACGGCGCGGCCUCGAACGAUGGGAAAUGGGACGACGUGCCGGAGACCGGCAGCGAUCAGAUCAAGCUCUGGCACAGAGACUGGGAUCGCGAAUGGGUGGUCGAUGUCGAGUGGCCGGUGAGCGAGGGCAAGAAACCAGGGGAGGAGGGACGCAGUGGGAGGGUGGUCUGUCUCUGGAGCGAUCACAACGAACUCGGUGUUAUGCCCGCGCUGGAUGAGGUGCAGCGCUUCAUGCCCCCGUGGACGAGCGCCGUUAAGAUGAUGGAUGGCUUAGUGGAAGGGAGCAAAAGAUUCAUCAUCUACACUUUAAGAUAUAUAUAA
Messenger RNA from Amorphotheca resinae ATCC 22711, 3312 nucleotides. RefSeq lists its product as hypothetical. The record is from RefSeq and is a predicted model, not a curated record. Gene Ontology annotation, biological process: proteolysis. Gene Ontology annotation, molecular function: metalloexopeptidase activity. Bases 196 to 3312 code for a protein of 1038 amino acids. The transcript is spliced from 2 exons. NCBI's taxonomy places the organism in Eukaryota, Fungi, Ascomycota, Leotiomycetes, Helotiales, Amorphothecaceae.